Molecule: messenger RNA, 1029 nt
Organism: Ornithorhynchus anatinus (platypus)
Lineage: Eukaryota; Metazoa; Chordata; Mammalia; Monotremata; Ornithorhynchidae
Product: DELTA-thalatoxin-Avl1a-like
Exons: 2
Coding region: 89-613 (174 amino acids)
Biological process (GO): monoatomic cation transport; cytolysis in another organism; pore complex assembly
Cellular component (GO): pore complex
Molecular function (GO): channel activity
Source: RefSeq, a predicted model, not a curated record
CUGUGGGAGAGUUCCGUCCUUUCAGUCCUUCACAGAGCCCUCAUCCACCGGCCCUACGUGCCCGGGGAACCCCCGAGGAGAGGCAGACAUGGCACAGACCAUCGAACACUUGGUCCAUCAGCUGAAUUCCGGACGAUGCGUGGGGAUCGAGGUCACCAACCGCACGGAUAAGGAGCUUCACUCUGCCAGAACCUACUGCUUCAGCGGCCACACUCACCUCCCACCCGGCCCCGUCGUCCGGCCGGGGACCAAGGAGAACUGCGUCUUCGUGAAAACCUCCGGCACCGCCCGGGGGAGCGUGGGGCUGCUCGUCUACAAGAUCGGGGGAGACCUCAACCUGGCCAUCCUGUUCUCCAACCCCUACGACUACAACCUCUACUAUGUGGAGUUUGCCGUGGCCAUCUUCGAGCAGGAUUUGGAGGCCUUGCAGCUGGACGUCUUGUACGAUCACAUCUACAAUGAGAGGAAGGUGGGCUCGAUCAAGUUCAUCAAGAGGAAGCUGGGCUAUGUCCAGGAGCCCUUGGUCCUGAAGGAGAAAGGGUUCCAGGUCUCGGCCACCAUGUCCAAUGAUGCCAAGUCCGUGAUCAAGGUGCACGUGGAUCCCUUGAAAUAGAAGGUCCGUGUCUGAAAGGGGGCAGGCCAUCCCAAGGCUCACCGAUCUCCCUAGGCUGUGACAGGACGGUGACCCUCUCUUUGGUCUACCCUCGAUUCUUCCCACUGCUCUCGUUUCCGCCUCCUCUUCAGAAUAGAAGCAGCAUGGCCUAGUGGCAAGAGCACGGGCUUGGGAUUCAGAGGACGUGGGUUCUAAUCCCGGCUCUGCCGCUUCUGUGCUGUGUCACCUUGGGCAAGUCGCUUCCCUUCUCUGAGCCUCAGUUACCUCAACCGUAAAAUGGCGAUGAAGACAGAGAGCAUCGUGUGGGACGGGGACUGUGUCCAACCUGAUUACCUGGCAUCUACCCCAUUAUUAUUAUUAGAUGAUCUGGUUAGGUGUGAACAUUGCUUCCCUAAUAAAUCGACUUAUUAAACGAG